Molecule: messenger RNA, 270 nt
Organism: Laccaria bicolor S238N-H82
Lineage: Eukaryota; Fungi; Basidiomycota; Agaricomycetes; Agaricales; Hydnangiaceae
Exons: 2
Coding region: 1-270 (89 amino acids)
Biological process (GO): intracellular copper ion homeostasis; intracellular iron ion homeostasis; positive regulation of transcription by RNA polymerase II
Cellular component (GO): nucleus
Molecular function (GO): copper ion binding; DNA-binding transcription factor activity, RNA polymerase II-specific; RNA polymerase II cis-regulatory region sequence-specific DNA binding
Source: RefSeq, a predicted model, not a curated record
AUGUCGCAGAUUAUCAGCAGCAAAAAAUACGCAUGCGAGACCUGCAUUAAAGGCCAUCGGUCAUCUGCAUGCAAACACAGCGAUCGCCCUCUUUUUGAAAUUAAAAAGAAAGGACGCCCAGUGACGCAGUGUGAGCACUGUCGAGAGCUUCGCAAAACAAAACAAGUCCACGUCAAAUGUUCCUGUGAAUCUAAAGCAUACAACAAUUCUCAACCUUCGUCUUCCUCGGCGCCUACAAACAAAGGUGUGUGUCACCUCUAUUUAUUCUGA